AUGUGGGGAUUUUGGGCUGGCAAGGACCUCCUUGUGCCGCUCACCAGCUCCAUGUACGUGCCGGGCAAGCUGCAGGACGUGCGCACGGUCCUGGUGGACGUCGGCACCGGCUACUACGUGGAGAAGUCUGCCGAGGACGCCCGGGCGUUUUUCAAGCGCAAAAUCGAAUUCCUGACGCGGCAGAUGGAGAAAAUCCAGCCGGCCCUGCAGGAGAAGCACGCCAUGAAGCAGGCCGUGCUGGAGAUGCUGGCGCAGAAGCUGCAGGCGCUGACGGCGGCUCCGGGAGCAGCCAAGGCCUAACCCCCCCCCAAAAAAUCCUGACAUUUCGGGGUGCAGCCCCCCCAAAACUGCGCUGGGGAUUUGGGGGUGCGGCCCCCCAAAAAAAUCCGGGAUUUGGGGGUGCAGCCCCCCCAAAAUCCCGAUCCGCCCCCUCUGUUUUGUAGCAGCCCUGGAAUAAAGGAGAAACGGCUCCGA
Messenger RNA from Lonchura striata (white-rumped munia), 474 nucleotides. The record is from RefSeq and is a predicted model, not a curated record. Lineage: Eukaryota; Metazoa; Chordata; Aves; Passeriformes; Estrildidae.